Messenger RNA from Corvus hawaiiensis (hawaiian crow), 2420 nucleotides. RefSeq names its product kinesin family member 18B (gene KIF18B). Gene Ontology annotation, molecular function: plus-end-directed microtubule motor activity; microtubule binding; ATP binding. Gene Ontology annotation, biological process: mitotic sister chromatid segregation; microtubule depolymerization; microtubule-based movement. The record is from RefSeq and is a predicted model, not a curated record. Gene Ontology annotation, cellular component: nucleus; mitotic spindle astral microtubule; mitotic spindle midzone. NCBI's taxonomy places the organism in Eukaryota, Metazoa, Chordata, Aves, Passeriformes, Corvidae.
AUCUCUCUCCCCCACUGCACCCUCCAGCUGAACCUAUUUCCCCCCAGACCGCAUGAGGACCCAAAUCCUUGGAUCAGGAGCCGUGACCCCCAGCAGCCCCAUGCUCCAGCCCCAGGUCCCUGUUGGGGCGCAGACCCCGCUGCCCCAGGAGGGCUCCGUGGCUGUGGUGCUGCGUGUGCGGCCCCCCAGCCCCCGGGAGCGAGCUGCACCCCCCGUCCUGCACGUCCUGAACCAGAACGUGGUGCUGCUCAGCCCCGAGGAGCCCGGCAGCGCCGGCGGCACUGCCCGCAGCCCCGGCCGCCGCCGCAGGAACCUCCAAUUUGUGUUCGACCACGUUUUUGACGAGGGGGCCACGCAGGAGGAGGUGUUCCAGCACACCACGCUCCCUCUGCUGGACACCCUCCUCGCUGGCUACAACUGCUCCGUGUUUGCCUACGGUGCUUCAGGAGUCGGGAAGACCUACACCAUGGUGGGCUCCAAGACCAGCCCCGGCAUCGUGCACCUGGCCACGGUGGAGCUGUACAAAAGGCUCGAGGCCAUGAAGGACAAGAGCUGGGAGGUCCUCGUCUCCUACCAGCAGGUGUACAAAGAGCGUGUGUAUGACCUGCUGGAGCCCCGGGGCCCGCUGAACGUCUGGGAGCAGCCCGGGAAAGGAGCCGUGACACAGGGUCUCUCCUUCCACCAGCCCACGUCACCAGAGCAGCUCCUGGACAUGUUGGCCAAGGGCAACAAAAACCGGGCCCAGCGUCACACCAAGGCCGACGCCACCUCGUCCCGCUCCCACGCCAUCUUCCAGAUCCAGGUGAAGCAGUGGGAUCCUGCUGGCGGCCCCGCCGGGGAUCUACGCCUGGCCAAGCUGAGCUUCAUCGACCUGGCAGGCUCGGAGCGAGUCUGGGACCCUGCGGGCCGAGGAGAGGGGCUGUGGGAGGGCACCAGCAUCAACCUGGCCCUCAAAACCGUCAUCCGUGCACUGGCUGGAGCCAAGGGCGGGCAGAGCCACGUGCCGUUCCGGGACAGCAAACUGACCCGCCUGCUGAAGGACUCGCUGGGCGGCAGCUGCCGCAGCACCGUGAUCGCGGCCGUGAGCCCCGCGGCGCCCGCCGGCCCCGACACCUGCAGCACGCUGCGGUUCGCCAGCCAGGCCCGGCACAUCCUGCUGCCGGCCCUGCAGCUGCAGCGCACCGGGAUGUCUCCCCGCAGCCCCAGAGUAGCUUCCCUGCCUGAUCUGCAGUUCCAGGCCAGGACACCAAGUCUGCUUCUGCAGGAGCUGUCUGGGCACCUGGAACAAAGCCUCUGCCCUGAUGAAAUGACUGCGAAGACAGAGGAGGUGGAGGUCCUGGCACUGGAGGAGUCCAUCGGGCUGGAGGAGUCUGUAGGGCCGGAGGAGUCUGUAGGGCCGGAGGAGUCUGUAGGGCCGGAGGAGUCUGUAGGGCCGGAGGAGUCCGUAGGGCUGGAGGAGUCCGUAGGGCUGGAGGAGUCCGUAGGGCUGGAGGAGUCCAUCGGGCCGGAGGAGUCCGUAGGGCCGGACGAGUCCGUAGGGCUGGAGGAGUCCGUAGGGCCGGAGGAGUCCGUAGGGCCGGAGGAGUCCGUAGGGCCGGAGGAGUCCGUAGGGUCAGAGGACUCCAUUGGGCUGGAGGAGCCCAUAGGACUGGAGGAGUCUGUAGGACCGGAGGAAGCUGCAGCUCCCAGCAGCCCCACAGAGCCCAGUGAGGCCGCUCCAGCCCUGGGAAUGCAACUGAGCUGUGACGCCGAGGUGCCUGUCACCGUGCCCGAUCCCCCCGUGCCCAGUGCCGACCCGGAGUGCUCCCAGGAGCUCUCUGCGUGCUCCAGCCCCAGGCCGAUCUCUCCCGGGCCGGUUAAGAAGGUGCUCGAGUCGAGCAGCGAUUCCCAGUCAGAAAAUUCCCGCAGCUCCCGAACACGGAGGAAGCGCCAGCGGAGACAUGGGAAGGCAGCAGAGAUUCCCCGGGCAGCGCAGAGCCCCGCGCAGAGCCCCGCCGUGUCCCCGGGGCCCCGUAGUGUCAGCCCCCAGCCCUCCCCGCCGGCGCGCACCCAAAGCCCUGGCACCCCGGCGCCAGCGGCCGCACGGACCCCCAGCCCCGUUCCCGGGCCGGCUCCAGAGCUGCUUCCCCCGAGCGCUGAGCAGCAGCAGCAGCCAGAGCACCGGGCAGCCCUCCCGCAUCCACCGCCCGGCGCCCCUCCCAGCGUUCAAACUCCAAACGCCUUCAGCUCCUCUCUCUUCCGUUCUUCCUGCAGCCUCCCGAGCAUCCCCCCCUGGCCCGCAGUGCCCCUCUGCCCAUGGUUCCAGCUGCGUCUCCGCGUUUGUGUCCCCGCUGUUGGCUCAGUCCUGUUCGUUUGUUUGCAGGUUAUGGGUGGGUUUAGGAAAUAAGUUGUUGUGUUUUUAAUAAAUUGUUCUGUUCCAA